CGCCAACCGGACAUCAUAACAAUGAUUUUUACUGCAGCUGACUUUCCGCCGGCAGGAAAAGGACGUAGUAAGUCAGUGUUUGUUAUUUUAGAUGCUGACCAACCGACUAUGUUUAAGCUUGAUAAUAACAAACUACAAAAUUAGCUAGCUAGGUUAGUAUGCUAACAGGAAGUGUUUUUGGAUCCAAAGUUAACAUUACGACACCGAAAAGACAAUCUUUCCAGCGGUGAAAUACCACUUUAAACGGGCCAGUUAACUUCAGCUGACGGCAACAGCUUCGCGAGGAGCUGUCUCAGUCAUCCCACCUGAUCUGACACUCCAUCAUCUCAUCUACUGAUCCACUCAUCUGCCAGCAUGGCUAACACAGACUCUGUCAGUGUCCGGGUCUUCUCUCUGAACUGCUGGGGGAUCCGAUACCUUAGCAAACACUGUCCUCAGCGCUAUGCCAUGAUUGGAGAUAUGUUGUGCAAGGAAGAGCAUGAUCUUGUCCUACUGCAAGAGGUGUGGAGUGAAAAAGACUAUCUCUCCUUGAAAAAGAAACUUUCCUGUAGUCAUCCUCACUCGCAUUACUUCAAAAGUGGAGUCAUAGGCAGUGGACUGGCCAUUUUCUCCAAACACAGAAUCCAUGAUACAUUUCUUUAUCGCUACUCACUGAACGGUUAUCCAUACAUGGCUCACCAUGGAGACUGGUUUGGAGGCAAAGCCGUUGGGAUGGCCGUCUUAAGCAUCGGCAAGCUGACUGCAAACGUCUACGUCACUCAUCUUCAUGCAGAGUACUGCAGAGAGAAGGACGCUUAUCUACCUCACAGAGUGGUUCAGGCCUGGGAGCUGCAGCAGUUCAUUCGUCACACCUCUGCUGGAGCAGAUGUGGUGAUUCUUGGUGGUGACCUCAACAUGCAUCCUCAGGACCUCGGCAACAGACUACUGAGGGCUUACACCGGCCUCCGAGACUCUUAUUCAGAGACUCCCAAGUUUGAUGGUUGUGAGGACGGUAUGACUCUAAUAGCAGACAACCCUUUCAUCAGUAAAAAAGAGCUCGUUCCCUUCGAGAAGGGAAUCCGAAUUGACUACAUCCUGUUCAAGGGUUCUUCAGAAAUGGAUAUUCAUUGUGAUUACAUGUCCACCACCAAAGGCUCCGUCCCCGACCAUCCUUUCCCAUAUUCCGACCACGAGGCUCUGACUGCUGAACUGAGACUCGACCCGCACAAUCCGGCUGAGACUGGAAGUGACGGGCAGUCUAAGGAUCAGGACUGUGCUGCAGGAAAGGGCGCCGAGUUGGUCGACAUUCUGACAGAGGCCCGUACGGAAGUCAAAGUGGGCUUGCACUGCGCUGAGAGGAUGCGCUACACAGCAACACGCACCGGAGUGAUGGGGUUGGCUCUGCUGAUCCUGGAGCUGGCCAUCGCAGCCGUGCCCUGGUUGGCCCUCGGAGCGGAACAGCCUUUCCCUCGUACCUCCUUCUACCUGCUGGCCGCGCUGUGCUUCGCCAUCCUUCUCACCACAUUUCUACUGUACAUCUUCUACACCAUGGAGCUGAAAUCUCUUCAGGGUGCUGAGGACCAGAUGAGGCUGGCUAUAGGUAGUCUGCAAGAGAAGCUCAGAGGUUUUCCUCUGGCUCAGCCCCACAACGUCCAGCGGAGGCCCCCGGAGGGUCAGGAGCCAAGUGCCUUUGAUCCAGAGGAAUAACGCAGGAGUCAGUUGGGUUCAGUGAAAUGACACCUUUUGAAGUUUUAAGGAGUCAUUGCUUCCGUGAAUGUGUUUGAUGCUCUUGAGAUUUAGAUUCGUACUGCAGAACGAACCAUAAUUGAAGGAUGUUUCUGGAAGUAGUGCAGGACACAUGCUUUGACAUUUUUAUACUUUUUAUAUACUCGACUUUAACAUUUUAUGACCCCUAGAUUUCACUCUAUGCACCUCUACAGAUAAGCUUCCUAUUACACCGUAAGAUACGUCCAUGCUGCUGCUGUGUUUUAAGGUCCUAAAUGUGAGCAUUUGUGUUUUUUAAGCCUCAGGUCCGACUUGCAUUCCAUCCACCAGUAGUUUCAGCGGGAUCAGUUAUUUCUGUUUCUGAUUUUUUUGCUUCCAAUUUUUUGGAAUUUGCUGCAUCGGAGAGUCCACAUCACAAUCAUAGUGGGUCUAGACUGUGUUUGCAGAUUUACUUGCUUUACUUUAAUAUGUACAGUUAUUAGCCUGGUGAUCUCCACUGCACACAGCACACAUACACACUCUGAAGGUUGUACUGUAGGUUUGUAUUUAGGUCAGUAACAUUUUUUUUUCUGCAGGACAGAUCACUGAGAGCUUCCAGUAGCACUUAGAGACAAUGUCCUCAUGCACCAGUUUAGACUUUUCAGUGUAGUAUAUUAUAGGAAAAGGGCAAAUCUCUCUCUGCAUGUCUCUUUUCUCAUGUUCAUUGUCUUGCACUGGAAAGUGUUUUUUUUAUGUUAAAGAGACAAUCCAAACUCAUUUUUUCUGUAGCCCAAAGUAAAGCAGUGGGGAUGCUCUGAAAAUGUGUCAUGUAAACUCUUAACUUUGAUUUAUUUGAUGAGAUGAAUCACUUUUACAAAGAAUAAUGUAUGACGGAAAAUUAAAAACACCUAAUUUAUAUUUAGUGUGCAGGGCACUUAGUUGACUAACCAGAUAAUCCACUUCCUUUUAUAACUUAAUGUUACGUAUUCACAGUUCCACUGUAAAACUGACUCAGCUAGAGCCAAACAAUGACUGAUCAUCUUUAAAUGUAUUCUCGAUUCUCAGCACAAUGUUCUUAAUUUUAUGAAGGUUCAUAUAAUUUGAGAUGACACCUGAUGUUCAUUCCAAUUGAAAAUUGUGAUGGGCAUGAUUAUGAAAACAGUAAUAAAGAAUUUAUACUGGUGA
Thunnus maccoyii (southern bluefin tuna) is the source of this 2868-nucleotide messenger RNA. RefSeq names its product sphingomyelin phosphodiesterase 2b (gene smpd2b). The transcript is spliced from 11 exons. The record is from RefSeq and is a predicted model, not a curated record. Gene Ontology annotation, cellular component: cytoplasm. Bases 355 to 1686 code for a protein of 443 amino acids. Gene Ontology annotation, molecular function: sphingomyelin phosphodiesterase activity. NCBI's taxonomy places the organism in Eukaryota, Metazoa, Chordata, Actinopteri, Scombriformes, Scombridae.